Molecule: messenger RNA, 660 nt
Organism: Malassezia restricta
Lineage: Eukaryota; Fungi; Basidiomycota; Malasseziomycetes; Malasseziales; Malasseziaceae
Product: trafficking protein particle complex subunit 3
Exons: 3
Coding region: 1-660 (219 amino acids)
Biological process (GO): intra-Golgi vesicle-mediated transport; endoplasmic reticulum to Golgi vesicle-mediated transport
Cellular component (GO): TRAPP complex; cis-Golgi network membrane; cytosol
Source: RefSeq, a predicted model, not a curated record
AUGUCGACACGGCAGUACAAAUCUCUGGGCGAAGAGCUCUGGCGCCAAAAUCCAAGCAAAGUGAAUAGUGAGCUUUUUUCUCUUUCGUAUGGUGCCUUGGUGGUCCAAUUAGUGAAGGACUACGAGGAUUAUGCGCAGGUCAAUGUGCAGCUGGAAAAAAUGGGCUACAAUAUUGGGACGAGACUCAUCGAAGACUUUUUAGCGCGCUCGAAUCUCCCUCGAUGCACGGAUGUGCGUGAAAUGGCUGAGGUGAUAAGCAAAGUCGGGUUUAAAAUGUUUCUGAACAUCACGCCUGCGGUGUCUUUCCAAAAUGUGAGCUCAGCUGCAUCUCCAUCCUACACGGAAGCAUCAAUGCCCAAAUCAAAAGUAUCCACAGAAUCAGCUGUCGCUCCGGAAACUCGCGCUGCGCCGCAAGAGUUUACUUUGCAAUUCGCCGAAAACCCCCUGGCCGAGUUUGUGGCGCUGCCUGAAGACGCGCUACAAGGUGGUCUUUGGUACUCUAACGUUUUGACGGGUGUGUUACGUGGUGCACUAGAGAUGGUACAGAUCCAAGCAGAAUGUACAUUUGUGACAGAUGUACUACGUGGUGAUGAGACGACAGAAAUCCGCGUCAAGUUGAUCCGAUUCUUGGACGAGGGGGCACCGCCAGCUGAUGAUUAA